UGUGCAGCAGGCUGCAGUGGGAGGAGGCAUUUUUUAGGAUAUCUGGGGUCUUUGCCAAGGCGGUAGGGCAGAUUUUGAACCGCAGCGGCGCACAGUGACAAAACAGUUUGGUGUUUUCAAGACUAAGGACAGUCGCCAAAACGUUACCACCCAAUAAAAUGUGACACUGACAAGGAAGCAAAAACACUUGGAGCGACGCGUGAAAUCUGAUUUGUCCGGACGGUCUGAGCCACUACUCCUGAGAGUUUGAUGGAUGUUUCGGAGAUGGCCUGAACUUUUUUUUUCUUCUUUUCUUUAGAGUUAAGAGUAACCAUACAGUUUACGGAGUAGGAGGAGAGCUCGGAGCAUGCAGCGCGUAGAAACCAACUCGGGCUGAUUCCCAAACUGGACUCCCUGUUUUUGUCUUUCCUCUCAGCCCCGGGUCGGGCGAGGAGAUGAGUGCUCAGGAUGGGACUGUGCCUCGGUACCGAAGUCACAGAGGAGAAGAAGGCGAGGAUACACAGUGCCAAGAUAGACAGAGACCUGUACGAGUACGCCAAGCGGGAGAUGAAUGUGGUUAAAAUUCUCCUACUAGGUGCAGCAGAGAGUGGUAAAAGCACUUUGGUCAAACAGAUGAAGAUCAUCCACAGUAAUGGAUUCACCAAGCAAGAGCUCACCAGCUUCAAGCCGGCAGUGCUGGAUAACCUCCUGACCUCCAUGAAGUUUGUCCUCCAUGGCAUGGGUGUCCUCCGGAUCAACCUGGCUAACAACAGGAACAAGGUCCACGCCCAUACUGUCCUGUCGUGCGGGCGGUGUUUUGACGAAGAACAGGUGCUGUUUCCUUUCCUUAGCCACGCCCUGUCCUGUCUGUUGGCCGACCAGGGGGUGAGGGCGGCGGCAGCCCGGGGAUACGAGUACGAGCUCAAUGACUCAGCGCUGUAUUUUUUUGAGAACCUGACCCGCAUCACGUCUCCAGAUUACGUUCCCACAGAGACAGACGUUCUGCGAGUACGACUGAGGACGACCGGUGUGAUAGAGACCCAGUUCAAAGUCAACCAUCUCAUUUUCAGGAUGUACGACGUCGGAGGCCAGAGAACUGAGCGGAGGAAGUGGAUUGGUUGUUUCGAGGAUGUCAGGGCAGUGCUGUUCGUGGUGUCGCUCAGUGGUUACGACAUGACCCUGGUGGAAGACCCUUCCGUGAAUCGUCUUCAGGAGAGCCUGAAACUCUUCUCCUGCAUCUGCAACAACAUUUUCUUCCGCAGCACAUCCAUGAUUUUAUUCAUGAACAAGAUAGACCUUUUUCAAGACAAGAUUUUACACUCUGGGCGACAUCUGCGGCUAUACCUGCCACAGUUUAAAGGUGCAGACUGCGAUGUAGAUUCGUCUGCCCGCUUCAUUGCUGCCACCUUCGUCUCGCUCAACGCUACUCCCAGCAAACUCAUCUACCACCACUUCACCACUGCGACCGACACCUCCAACAUCCAGGUCGUCUUCCAGGUGGUUAUGGACACGAUAAUCAAAGAGAACCUAGAGGCUGUGUCGCUCCUGUAACCCAGUGCCAGCAGAGGUCCGAGACAUUACUGUACAGCCUUCAGAUGUCUAAUUUAUAAAGACGUGAAGUUCGUCUGAUUCAUAUCUGAUGGUGCAGCCUGACAGUCUUUGCCACUGUUGCAUUCCAACCGCUGUUUCUCGAUUUUAUGUAGCUUAGAAAACUCUUUCAAAUGACUUUGAAGAAGAAGGUCCACCUGGCUGAUCCUUUCUUUUGAGGUUGUGCCCUUAAACGUUGAUUUUUUUAAAACCUUAUGUUGGAGAGUAAUGGGCAUUUAUAUUUUUGUACUAUACUAUAAAUCAGUUUGAAUGGUGAAGUUACUUUUUUGAGGACUUGAUAUUCACGCUCGUAUACAUUUAUUUGCCCGUGUGUGAGGGGGUGAGGAUUUACUGUUUGUCCAUUACUUCCUUUGUGCACGGUUCACUCAUGCAUACCAUCGUGUUUUUUGCUCAUCCAUCACUGUGUCUGAGCACAUCCUGUGCGUCACACCCUCCUAAUUAGGCGGUGAUCACUGUAAAAGCACCCCAGUUUAUGUUUACUCGCCCUGAGUUGAAAUCACCAACACUCCCGUUGUUUAUCUGUCCCUUCACCUGUUCUUCUGACUCUUAACAGUCAGCGAUGAUGAUGAUGAUGAUGCUGGUAUUUCAUAUGGACUGGGAAAAGUGUAUGCAAAGUACAUCCCUGAAGCCUCCAUCUUGAGUUUCAUUUUCUUUCUUUUGCCUUUGAUGAUUAUUGCUCCAUUAUCUGACACACUAACACUUAUAAAUCCUGAUUUGUCAACCAGGAUGAUGCUUCCUAUGUGAGAUGUGUGGAAUUAACUCGGUUGGGGUCUGACUGUUUAUCACACCAGCUCCUGUCUGACUCAGUAAUAAACAAGAUAUGGUAAUGACUGAUAUGCAUACUCAAGGUGAAAGAAAAGAGAAAACACCCCCAAGUGCCUUAUGAUGUAGUGGUUUUGCUGUUGUGUAAUUUAAAUGCUUCAUACGUGUGUGAAAUUUGUGUAUCUUUCCUUCUCUGGUUUUCCACUUUCAGAAUAAUUUUGUAUUUUACAUCUCUACUCUUAUAGGCCAUGUAUUUAAUGUUAUUGUGUGGUAUGUACUGUGUAUUGUGAAACGGCAAUACAAAAUGAAUGGCUGA
Molecule: messenger RNA, 2665 nt
Organism: Etheostoma spectabile (orangethroat darter)
Lineage: Eukaryota; Metazoa; Chordata; Actinopteri; Perciformes; Percidae
Gene: gnav1
Product: guanine nucleotide binding protein (G protein) alpha v1
Exons: 9
Coding region: 448-1530 (360 amino acids)
Biological process (GO): Rho protein signal transduction; adenylate cyclase-modulating G protein-coupled receptor signaling pathway
Cellular component (GO): cytoplasm; heterotrimeric G-protein complex
Molecular function (GO): GTPase activity; G protein-coupled receptor binding; guanyl nucleotide binding
Source: RefSeq, a predicted model, not a curated record